AUGGUUACUUUAAUAUUGGCAAUACUUUAUUGCGUUGUUCUAAUUCACGGAAAACAUUUCAACGGGGGCACCAUUCAUUGGGAACCGAUAGAUCCUUAUGCUAAUUCCUCUACAGUCUCAAUUAGUAUCACGCAGACCUACUCAUGGGCGUAUCCGACUAUAAGUUGUGCAACAAAUGUACCGAUUUCAACUACUGGACGAAGCAGUGCAAAUACUAAUUUGACAUGUAUUGCUGAUUGUUCAACUGAUGGUGGCUAUUCAACUAAACCAAUUAAUAUAUUAACUGACUGUAUUUCAACUAGCUCAUCAUUAGGUAUGAUGACAAGCGAACGAUCAACCAAUAUUACAUUGUCGGCUGGUGCACAUUUUUACUUAUCGUAUAUGGGAAGUGCUUGGAUACCAAUCGAUGAUCCAUCCCAAAGUGGUCUUCAAUGGUCAAUAACAACUUUUAUUGAUAUUCGACUUCGAGAUGAUGGCUUUAUAAACACGCCACCAGUAGCAAGUUUUGUUUCUCCACAAUAUACCGUUGUGAACAAAACUACUCAGAUUCGAAUUCCUGUUUCCGACGCUAAUGCAGGCGAUGAUAUACGCUGUCGAUGGUCAAAAUACAUACCAGGAGUCAAUCGACGAAGACGAUUGAUUGAAAACAAAAAUGAAGAGUAUAAAUCUUUUGGUCAUGUCGAUAAAAGAUUGUUCAUAGACACUGGCGCUAUUUAUAUGAGAAAGAAAAGAGACGGAGAUCCUUGCUAUAACUGUUAUAGGACAUGUGCAAGAUACUGUCCUUGCAGCUGUUCCGGUUGUGUCGGGACUACUUGUACUGGCGGAAGUUGUUCUACAAAGUACACAUGCCCACCAUUAUCACAUACUACCAUAUCGACUACGAUCGAAACUUCUGGAACAAUUGCAUCUACACUGUCGUAUGGCACACGACAAGCUAUUGAUGAAUGUGGUGGUAUUUGUUAUCCAAAUGGUUUACCAAAUGGUACUACGUUGUCCAAUUGUACUCUGUCAUUCACAGGAUUAGUGCCUAAUACCUGGUAUGCAGUUGCUAUUCAAGUAAGUAAAUUAUUUAAAGGAAAACUAAAGCCAUUUCAAAGAAUGAUUUACUCAAUAAUUAUUCAACGAGCAAAUCAAUACUUUAUUGUAACUGGAGCAAUCAUUAUUUUGAAAUAUUUUCCUAACUGA
Rotaria sp. Silwood1 is the source of this 1185-nucleotide messenger RNA. The record is from the annotation of a GenBank genome assembly. Lineage: Eukaryota; Metazoa; Rotifera; Eurotatoria; Philodinida; Philodinidae.